AUGGCCACUUCUCCCGCAGAUGGCGUCUGCAUACGGACGGUCAGACUCAAAGUUCUCUACACGUUUGAUUCCGAGCAAAAAGACAACCACCUUGCACGGUGGCCUCAAUCCUUAGAAGUGCAGACCGCCUUUAUCGACGACAUAAGUCAGAUCGGCGUGAUCGACCUGCGGACGUGUUUGGAAGCUGUCACGACUGCCAGUCCCGAGCUCACCGCGCUCCUCGAUGGCGACUACACUAUUUACGCCUACGAUUACUCAGAACCUGAUACACCGUUAGUUGGGCAAGGGAUGUUGUCAAAAGCACUGGCUGGACAAGCUCAAAACACCGGCGCUGAUGGCGAGGCCAUGGUCACGGGCAAGAUCUCCAAGAACAUUAUGGGUUUGUUUUCCAGGAACGCUCAAGAGACGCUGGAAGUGAAGCUUCGAUUCACACCUGUCAACACGUUUGCACAGACCAGAUAUCGCUCGGGGAGUGUCAGCUCACAAGACGGGACGCGGCCUCAGUGGAAUAACGGGCCUCCCAUGCAGUCACUACAUGGAUCAGCAUCCCCAAUUGAUACUUCGGGACUAGAAACAAUGCAGCGAAUGCUGAGCGGCGAGACUCUGCAUGGAUCAGGAUCAGGCAGCAGACCUGGUACGCCGAUAACAACACAGCACCUCGGUCAGCCGGUUCGGCAGCCUAGCCAUCCAUCGCGGCCAAAUUCGCGAGCGGGAAUGCGUCAGACUACGGAAGGGAGGCGUGAGUCGUUCCAGUCUGGAUAUUAUAGUGGCGAUGAGAUCGGGGAAGAAGGUCCGGCAAGGAAGCGAGCGAAGACGACCAAGGUCGAUUUGCCAACAAAGUCUAACUUCAAUAUUGAACGACAACCCGAGUCGCUCAGAGUCGUUGCAAGUACCGCAUCAAGCCUCCGCCUUCAUCGCCCCAUCGCAAUAAACCCUGCUGCGGCUGUCCAGGCAAAUGCUCAGACUGAAGAAGCUGCAAGGCCGCCUACCCCGAUCCCUGCGUCUAAAACAGGCAAGCCACGAGGAAGACCAGGACGACCACGAAAGAACCCUCCUAGCAGUUUAGCCCAGAGAUCUCAGGUUAGGGAAUCGUCUCCAGCAGCAGACGUGUGUCCUCAGCCUGAGCUCCUUGCUGUGCCUAUUGCGUCGCCUGAGGACACUCGAGGUCAAAGUGUCAGCAGUACGCCUGCCAAUAUACCAUCGUCACCACCUGUCAUGCCAGAAUUUCGACAGCCAGCGAUUACUAGUCCUGUACUUCCGCCCGUGAUCGAUUCCUCCGGACAUGACUCAGGGUUUAUGAGUGGCAACCUUGAAGAUUUCUUCGGAGACGAUCAGUUGUUGCAUUUUGAUGACUUCAUCGUGGACAAACCGGAAGAUCAAGAUCCGGACGGUUGUCAGGAAAAGCAACAUCCGACCGAUCAAUAUCCCCCAGUCUUUGACGAAGGCAACGAGCUCGAAGAAGGACAACCAGCGCAACCGGGGUAUAACAUCAUGCCCCCGCCGCUUCCUGUCGCAUUAAAACCACUGGCUAGAGCACAGUCUUACACUCCACUACCAGCACCACGGAUUAGCAUGUCGUCACCGCGACUGGCCCCAGCCCCCAUUCCAAGAGCUCGGCAGAUCAUGGAAGAGCAACGUGAGCAACAGCGGAAAAUAGCUCCUGCGCCUCUUAUACCGAAGAGUGAUCCCGCACCCAGAGCACUACACCGAGCGCAAACAUGGGCGCCUGAUAGCGAUGUUCCUAUGUCCGAUGCUCCUGGAGGCGACGAGGCAAAGGCAAAAGCUGCAUCCAAGAAGAAGGUUGGCAAGGAGCAGACCAAAGCAAGAUUAGAAAAUGCUAUCGCAAAUGGAGUCAUGCCACCUUUCUGUGACAACUGCGGCGCAAUAGAAACACCCGCGUGGAGAAGAGCCUAUGUCAAAGUUUUUGAUUGCGCUUGGAACGAUGUUGAGACGUCUCUGAACCAUGGUGAAUGCUGCUUCAAGGAACCCAUCGACCACAAUCCUGACGGCACUGUGAAAACCUUCCGAGGCUACAAAGUGGACAAACGACAGGGUGACGAAGCUGAUGAUUGGGAGGCGAUAACGUUGUGCAAUCCGUGCGGCUUGUGGUUUCACAAGCAGAAAUGCCCACGUCCUGCUUCAAAAUGGCAGAAGAAAGAUCCCAAGGAGAAGGGCAAGCGCAAACGAAACCUACCCAAACCCUUUGGGAAGAACAAUCGAAAUUCUGGCCUCAGGAGUGAUGCCCAGAGUCCUGCUAGCGACGACUCUUCUCCAGCAGAUUCAGCGACUGACGCGCCUGAUGCGGAAGAAAACGACACUGAAAUGUCUCAGAACGGCAAUGCCGCCGCCGCCGACGAUGGCGAACCACAACUGCCGCCGAUCCCACGCUCAUUACGCGCAAACAGCGUCGGUCCUGGAACUCGAGGUGUGCAAGCCAGGACCCGUUACCAGACCAGUGGCAGACAGGUGCAAUCAAGUCCUCCACGUGCGCAUGGAUCAGAAGACAUUCCCAUCGAGAUUGAUCUGACUCCGAAGCCCCUGCGGAGACAGCUGUUCCCUUCUCCGGAUAAACCGCAAAUACGCUCGGAUUCUGGGCCCGCAAAUAUAACGACUAACAGCUCACUGCCAGCCUUUGUGAGACGAAGUCCCAGACUCAAUAAGACUAGGGAUGCUUUUGCAGCACCGGCAGCAGCGGUUGAAUUGGCAGUUGAUGGAAAGGAAAAUGUGGCUCCUGUCCCAGCAGUUGUUGACGAUGGCCUGGCAGACUUGUUCGAGGAGACACCAGCCGAUCUUCCGCUGCCGCCCAUGACUCCCACGCCGAAGAGACGAUCUGAGCGAAUCCUGCUUAAGACGCCCUCGAAGACACCACAACGUCAGUUUGGUGCCCGUUUGUCUCCCAACGCUGAGCAAACUCCCCAGUUCCGGACACCCAAGGCCAGACAAGAACCUCACCCUGCUCUUGCUGCCUUGCUCGGCACUGUGCAGAGAGACUUGCUGCAGAUGACACCUUUCUCGCGCUCAAUUCAUGAGGCCCUGACUAGUGAUCGCCCUUUGGAUCUGAAUCUCACGGAGGAGGAUAAAGCUCUCUUGCGGAACAGUGGGAAAAAGCCAACACCGAAGAAGGCCAUAUCAUUUGACUUUCCUGAUUUGCCAUCUCUCAAAAAUUCUUCCCCGUCAUCAGGUGACCAGCUCAUGAACUUCGCCUUCUCGGAGAUGACAACGGAUCAGCUGACCAGUGAUCUACUUGAUCCUUUCAUCAACCCUGCGAUGACGAGCUCACCGCCUACGGGAUUCUUCGGAUACUUUGACACCACGGACAUGGACAACGGAGUCAACUCGAUGUGGGAGAAUCUAGUCGAUGUGGAUGCGGCUUACCAUCCCGGGCAAUCUACGUAUCCUGACCCUGAGGCAUUGACUGCUCCAGGAACGGUGGCUCAAGGAGUACGGAGAAGCCCAAGAAAACAGAACGCGAAAUGA
Fonsecaea erecta is the source of this 3477-nucleotide messenger RNA. RefSeq lists its product as hypothetical. Gene Ontology annotation, biological process: silent mating-type cassette heterochromatin formation; regulation of transcription by RNA polymerase II; rDNA heterochromatin formation. The transcript is spliced from 2 exons. Bases 1 to 3477 code for a protein of 1158 amino acids. NCBI's taxonomy places the organism in Eukaryota, Fungi, Ascomycota, Eurotiomycetes, Chaetothyriales, Herpotrichiellaceae. The record is from RefSeq and is a predicted model, not a curated record. Gene Ontology annotation, molecular function: zinc ion binding; sequence-specific DNA binding.